AAUUCUAACAUCUUGUUUUUACAGAGAUCUUAGAGAACGUGCUUGUGAUGGGGAUAUUUUGCCUAGGAUCGGAAAGCUUCACUUUUUUCAAACUGUUCGGACACCGAUGGUUGUUUGGGUAUUUGCGUCGUUUGGGUCGUUGCUAGUGGAAGCCAGGGAUAUAGGGCAAUCACAUUCCUCAAACUUACUAGGUCUGCAGGAGGGAAAACCAUAACUAAAAAGUUAACUUACUGUGGAUGCAAACGACGUUCUUCCGUAAAACACUGACACGACAUCACCUGGGUCUGAUUUUAUGGUUGACGCGUGAAUAAUUAUUUUACAUUUUCACUUCCACUGACAGACAGUUGCGAAGUGUGACGUCCAAAUCUUCGAACGUCAUCAUUCACGUGGUGUUCUUACUCUUGCUACUAGCAUCCGACAUCCGUACGCUUCUCCGUAAUCAGAAGUGCUUUGAUAGCAGUGUUUGACGUGAUAUAUUACUAUCUAUAUAUCGUCUUUGUAGAAGCUGUACAUCUCUGCUCAAGCAGUAAUUUGAGAAAAUGCAGGUUAAUUGCAUUGCACCAGAUAAGGACUUAGGCAGAGCGCUAUGCAUAAUUACCGGUGCGUCCAAAGGAUUUGGGAGAACCAUAGCGAAGGAGAUUUCUCUGUUGCUCAAACCGAGGUCGGUGCUUGUUCUGGCCGCUCGCUCCUGCGAUAAGCUACGGGAACUCCAAGCUGAUUUGACUUCGUCGGACGUGGGAAAGGCAGGGUUGGUGACUCGUUGUGUUGUCGCCGACUUGGCGACGCAAGAAGGGGUGGAAAGUGUCGUAAGAGCGGCUAAAGAGUUUUCCAUUGAGGAUAUGGACCAUCUCAUUCUGUUUAACAAUUCUGGCUCUCUGGGAGACGUGUCGUGCUACACCCAGAGCUUCACCAAUAUGGCAGAGGUGGACUCCUAUCUGUCAUUCAACGUCAGCUCUGCUCUUUGCCUGACAGCCAGGCUUCUGCAGGCAUUCCCGCGGCAACACGGGCUGAGGCGCUGCGUUGUCAACGUGAGCUCCCUGUGCGCCCUGCAGCCAUUCCCCUCCUGGGUGCUGUACUGCACGGGCAAAGCAGCCCGUGAAAUGAUGUUCCGUGUGUUGGCGGAAGAGGAGCCAGACGUCCGCGUCCUGAACUAUGCCCCAGGCCCCCUGGACACAGACAUGCAGGUGGUGGCCAGGGGCUCCACAGCGGACCCAGAAAUAAGGAUGUCCUUCUUAUCCAUGCACUCCCAGGGUCAACUGCUCACUUGUGAAGAAUCCUGUGCAAAGCUGAUGAAGGUCCUGCUGGAGGAUGGGUACCCCUCUGGAGCACACCUUGACUUCUAUGACUUGUAGAGAGGGAGAGGGAGAGGGAGAGGAGUGGCUGCCCACAGGUGAAACUAGUCAAAUAAUGGGCUAUCUAUUUGGGUGGAAGUUUGGGAUCAUUGCAAACAUGCAUAACCUACAUAAAGAAUGUAUACGGAAUAAUCAAAUGCACAGAACACAAUCUGCAUAUGCUAUAAAGUUUCUAAUUAUUUGGCAGUAGAGAUACUCAUUAAAAAAACAUCAGAGAAAAAUGUCAUGCAUAGAUCAGAGGCAUUCAGAGCCAAUCUGUUUGUAAGUCUUGUCUUGUACCAAGUGUGCCAUUCAAAGUCAUUCCUGUUCAUGAAGACCAAAUGCAUUGCUUUUAACUGAAUUAUUCCUACAGUAGAUUGCAUAAGUAUUCAUUUAAGUUCACAUUUGUUACAUUACAAGCUGUGAUUGAAAUUGAUUUAACUGUGAUUUAUUUGUUUUGUCAAUGAUCUCUAUAGAAUAUAUUGUAACGUGGAAAGACAUUUUCUAAAAUGUUUUUAUACAUAUACAUAUAUACACACACACAACCCUGUUUCCAAAAAAGAUGGGACGCUGUGUAAAA
This is a messenger RNA of Esox lucius (northern pike), 1911 nucleotides long. It is a transcript of the gene spra, whose product is annotated as sepiapterin reductase a. Gene Ontology annotation, molecular function: sepiapterin reductase (NADP+) activity. The record is from RefSeq and is a predicted model, not a curated record. Gene Ontology annotation, biological process: tetrahydrobiopterin biosynthetic process. The coding region runs from base 540 to 1352 and encodes 270 amino acids. Lineage: Eukaryota; Metazoa; Chordata; Actinopteri; Esociformes; Esocidae. The transcript is spliced from 3 exons.